This is a messenger RNA of Gavia stellata (red-throated loon), 414 nucleotides long. It is a transcript of the gene TMEM170B, whose product is annotated as transmembrane protein 170B. Gene Ontology annotation, biological process: negative regulation of canonical Wnt signaling pathway. The record is from RefSeq and is a predicted model, not a curated record. Lineage: Eukaryota; Metazoa; Chordata; Aves; Gaviiformes; Gaviidae. The coding region runs from base 1 to 399 and encodes 132 amino acids. Gene Ontology annotation, cellular component: plasma membrane. The transcript has 3 exons.
AUGAAGGUGGAAGCGGGAGACAACUCCAUGAUCAACCUGUCGGUGCAGCAAGUGCUGAGUCUGUGGGCACACGGCACCGUCCUCCGCAACCUCACCGAGAUGUGGUACUGGGUUUUCCUCUGGGCUCUCUUCUCCUCUCUCUUUGUCCAUGGUGCUGUGGGAGUAUUAAUGUUUGUGAUGCUGCAGAGGCAUAGGCAGGGGAGGCUGAUCUCUGUCAUUGUGGUCAGCAUUGGAUUUCUGGGUUCUAUAACUGGAGCGAUGAUAACCAGUGCUGCAGUAGCUGGAAUUUACAGAGUAGCAGGAAAGAAUAUGGCUCCCUUAGAAGCUCUUGUCUUUGGUGUUGGACAGACUGUACUGACAUUAAUUAUCUCAUUUUCAAGAAUUCUUGCAACGCUUUGAGACUUAUGUAAAAGG